AUGGAAAGGAAGCGAUCAACGCGGAGACACAGGAGAUACAGGCGACCGUGGCUGAAAAAAUGCAGGGAAUUUUUCAGACAAUUUAUUGCCUUUUUGUUUAGCAACGUCGGGAUUAUUGGCCUGGUGGUUGGGUAUACAAUAGCAGGAUCAUUUAUAUUCAUGACAAUCGAAGGGAAACACAUUCCGAAGAUGAAGCUGGAAGUCAGGAAUAACAGAAGUUUGUAUGCCACCAGACUUUGGAACAUAACAAUGAAACUUAAUUCCCAGGUGAUGAACAAGGAAGAAUAUAUGAAGACAAUGGCCGAAGAGUUAUUCAAGUACCAGCAAGUGAUAGUGAAUUUCACCAGGAGGGGAUAUGAUGGUACUGAUGAUGACUAUUCAGCUCAAUGGAGUUUCGCUGGAGCGUUCCUCUAUUCUUUGACAGUGAUCACCACAAUUGGCUACGGCAACAUAUUUCCCCACACCCCAGUGGGCAAGAUCACCACCAUCGUGUACGCCAUCAUCGGCAUGCCGCUGUUUCUACUAUACCUCAGCAACAUCGGCGACAUCAUGGCUCGUUCCUUCAAGUGGGUGUACGCCAACUGUUGCCUGUGUAGAUGGUGCCCGGGCGUAGCACGGCGCAGGGCACUGAGGAAGGUCCGCAGAGAGCAGAAACUUGGCAUGGAUAGCGAGAGCGGGAGCGAUGGGAGCAGAGGAUCCAGCGAGGCGUCCAGCGAAAGUGUCGAGAUAAACAUUCCAAUUGAACUGCCUGGAGUAAGAGAUUCUCUAGGGAGUGAAGCACUGACUGCGUAUAGCGAUGAAGCUUAUGAAAACGUCAGUGUACCUGUGACCAUUUGCUUAGCAAUAAUGGUGGGAUACAUCUGUGGUGGAGCACUUCUCUUCUGCAAGUGGGAGGAACACUGGUCUUUCUUGGAUGCGUCUUAUUUCUGUUUCAUAUCCCUCAGUACCAUAGGAUUCGGCGAUUUGGUUCCAGGUGAUAAGAUAUAUGGACGAGGCACUGAUUUCUACAAGGAUGUCUUGGAAGUCAGUUUCGUUUUUUGUUCCAUUUAUCUCAUGCUGGGCAUGGCAUUGAUCGCUAUGUGUUUCAAUUUGAUGCAGGAAGAGGUCAUUCACAAAAUCCGCACCACGAUCGACACCAUAAAAUAUAUCCUUGGCUGUAACAGAUGA
Phaedon cochleariae (mustard beetle) is the source of this 1167-nucleotide messenger RNA. Lineage: Eukaryota; Metazoa; Arthropoda; Insecta; Coleoptera; Chrysomelidae. The record is from the annotation of a GenBank genome assembly.